CUUCUCAUCCAACACAAAAUAGUACACACAUACACAAUGGCUCUUUUAAAUGUUAUUACCUCCAUGCAACAAUGCAAUAUUCACUGUUUUGCCAUUUUUGUUGCAAUGAUUCUCUCUCUCUCUUUUGCUUCUGCUGAGACUCAUUACCAUCAAUUUGUUGUUGAGGCAGCACCAGUGAAGAGGCUGUGCAAAACCCGCAACAUAAUCACGGUCAACGGGCAGUUUCCGGGUCCCACUUUGGAGGCGCGCGACGGCGACUCUUUCGUUAUCAACGUCGUUAACGCCGCACGCUACAACGUCACUCUCCACUGGCACGGUAUUCGUCAGAUGAGAACACCGUGGGCCGAUGGACCGGAGUACGUGACUCAGUGUCCGAUUCAACCAGGAGCGAGUUACACAUACAGGUUCAAGAUUGAGAAUCAAGAAGGUACCCUUUGGUGGCAUGCUCAUAGCAAAUGGCUUAGAGCUACAGUUUACGGAGCACUCGUCAUCUACCCUAAAUUGGGUGUUCCGUACCCGUUUCCGAUGCCCGAAAGAGAGAUACCUAUACUCCUCGGGGAAUGGUGGGAUAGAGAUAUCAUUAGCGUGUUACGACAGUCGAAAUUUACGGGCGCUGCUCCAAAUGUAUCCGAUGCAUACACCAUCAAUGGCCAACCUGGAGAUCUCUACAGAUGCUCAAAGAAAGAAACAACAAAAUUCAACGUAAGAUCGGGGGAGACGGUUCUUCUUCGGAUCAUCAACGCCGCACUCGAUCAAGAACUCUUCUUCACAGUUGCCAACCACAUGCUAACCGUGGUUGGGAACGACGCCGCUUACAACAAGCCGUUCCAAACCAUGGUUAUCAUGCUCGGGCCCGGACAAACCACCAACGUCCUUCUCACGGCCAACCAACCCGCGGGCCGUUAUUACAUAGCCGCACGCGCCUACGCCACCGCUCAGAACGCACCGUUCGACAACACAACCGCCACCGCAAUCCUCGAGUACAACAACUUUCUCUCACAAAGACCCUUAAUGGCCACACUCCCUCGGUUCAACGACACCGCUACGGCAACCGCAUACACAAGCCAAGUAAGGAGCCUAUCUUCAGGUAAAGUUUUCACCCGAAUCGACGAGAACUUAUUCUUCACCGUCGGAUUAGGCCUCGUGAACUGCCAACCCGGGCCUAGAUGCCAAGGCCCGAACAACACGCGGUUCGCAGCCAGCAUGAACAACGUGUCAUUUGUUUUCCCAAGAAGGACAUCACUACUACAAGCCUACUACCAAAACAUAGGUGGGGUCUACACGACGGACUUCCCGCGGGUCCCGCCAGUUGCAUUCGACUAUACGGGCAACGUGAGCCGCGGGCUGUGGCAGCCCCGUUUCGGGACGAAACUAUACAAGCUGAGGUUCGGCUCGAACGUGCAGAUUGUUUUGCAGGACACUGCUAUUGUCUCGACCGAGGACCAUCCGAUGCAUCUUCAUGGAUACCAUUUCUUUGUUGUGGGCCAGGGCUUCGGCAAUUUCAACCCGAGAAGAGAUACAGCGAGAUUCAACCUCGUCGAUCCUCCCCUGAGGAACACCAUCAAUGUACCCGUUGGUGGAUGGGCCGUUAUUCGAUUUGUGGCAGAUAAUCCAGGAGUUUGGUUGAUGCAUUGUCACAUAGAUUCCCAUCUAACUUGGGGCUUAGGUAUGGCAUUCUUGGUCGAGAACGGAAUCGGAGAAUUGCAGUCCGUCGCGGCUCCUCCACCCGAUCUCCCUCCUUGUUAGAAUUUUUUUUUCUUUUCGAUUUAUCAAGUAAUUAUUGUAUUUAUUACUGUUUUCUCCAUUCAUUUCAUUGACAAAAACAAGUCAAUAGUUUGUUCAUGUUGUAUUGUUCUUUUCCUACUUCCAUUACCAAUGUAUCCGAAGGUCUAGAAUCGGCCGACAAAGGUCUUUAACGAGG
Molecule: messenger RNA, 1921 nt
Organism: Erythranthe guttata (spotted monkey flower)
Lineage: Eukaryota; Viridiplantae; Streptophyta; Magnoliopsida; Lamiales; Phrymaceae
Gene: LAC3
Product: laccase 3
Biological process (GO): lignin catabolic process
Cellular component (GO): apoplast
Molecular function (GO): hydroquinone:oxygen oxidoreductase activity; copper ion binding
Source: RefSeq, a predicted model, not a curated record